AAGAAGGCAGAUCAGAAACCCCCGUUUAACCAUCCGCACCAGGUCCCGCCGCGGCCCCCCGCGGGCUCCAGCCGCUGCCGCUGCCGGAAAGGCGUGGCCCGGCCCCCCCUCAGCGCUGCGGGUCCGCCAUGGCGGCGGCGCGGCCGGCGCGGGCCCGGGCCCUGCUGCAGCAGAGCCUCUCCGCCCGCCUGCAGGUGCGGCCGCCCGAGCGCGGCUGCGAGGCCCAGUGGGUGGAGAUCCAGAGAGGGCUUGUUAUCUACAUAUGCUUCUUCAAAGGUGCUGAUGAGGAUCUUGUCCCAAAAAUUGUUGAUACGCUGUUGAAUGUUAAAUUAAGUGAAAAUGAAAACGGCGAGUUUGUCUCUGUUCUUGAUUUACCAGGCGACGUACUCAUCAUACCACAAGCUACCCUAGGUGGUAAACCAAAGGGAAGAAGGAUGCAGUACCAUGCAAACAUUGAAAAAGAAAAAGGGUUGGAACUUUAUUCUCAGUUUGUGACUUUGUGUGAAAAAGAACUGGCUGGCAGUGCCAAAUGCAGGGAAGCUGGUGUUCUUGUCAAGCAUGGCACAUACGGAAACAGGCAGGUGUUAAAACUGGAUACAAAUGGACCUUACACUCAUCUGAUCGAAUUUUGAAAAAAUAAAUUAUAUCCCAA
This is a messenger RNA of Poecile atricapillus (Black-capped chickadee), 652 nucleotides long. RefSeq names its product D-aminoacyl-tRNA deacylase 2 (gene DTD2). The record is from RefSeq and is a predicted model, not a curated record. Gene Ontology annotation, biological process: tRNA metabolic process. The transcript is spliced from 3 exons. Gene Ontology annotation, molecular function: D-tyrosyl-tRNA(Tyr) deacylase activity. Gene Ontology annotation, cellular component: cytoplasm. NCBI's taxonomy places the organism in Eukaryota, Metazoa, Chordata, Aves, Passeriformes, Paridae. Bases 129 to 632 code for a protein of 167 amino acids.